GACGCGCACAGGGCUCGUUGCUUGCCCGCUCUCACAUCCAGCUCAGUUCUUUUGGCAAUAAAAACAACAACAACAACAACAAGAAACUGUUCAGGAUGAAGGUCUCCAGCAUCGACUGCCGGCGUCUGAAGAAAAUCAUCAGGAAGGAGUGCGGCAGCUGCCUCAUCGUGGACUGUCGACCCUAUUUCUCAUUCACGAACUCCAGUAUUAAAGGGUCCGUCAACGUCAAUCUCAACUCUCUGGUGGUCCGGAGGUCCCGGGGCGGACCGGUCCCUCUGCAGUUUGUCAUCCCGGACGAGAGAGCCCUGUUUCGGCUCAGGGAAGGGAGCAUAUCGGCGAUCGUGGCUCUCGAUGACCGGACGUCCCACUGGCAGAAGCUGAAAAAGGACAGUGUAGCACAAAUAGUAAUAAACACCCUGUCGCAUCUAGCGAGCGGGGCAAGCAUCUGCUUCCUGAAAGGAGGAUACGAAAACUUCCACUCUCAAUACCCUGAACUUUGCACUGAGGUGAAAACCACUGACCAGAGCGGAACUGAAACCGAGAAAAGAGUCAUCACCCACAGCGAGAAGCUUUCUCACCGCAAGCCAGAUUACGAUCAGGGCAAACCUGUGGAGAUCCUGCCUUUCCUCUACCUCGGCAGUGCCUACCACGCUUCUAGACAGGACUAUCUCAGCGACCUUCACAUCACGGCCUUGCUCAACGUGUCGCGCCGGGACCUGCACCCGGCCCGGGGCUGCUACGACUACAAGUGGAUCCCCGUGGAGGACAGCCCCAUGGCUGACAUAAGCUCACACUUCCAGGAGGCUAUAGAGUUUAUCGAUCAAGUGAAGCAAUCAGGAGGAAGGGUGCUGGUCCACUGCGAAGCGGGCAUCUCGCGCUCGCCCACCAUCUGCAUGGCCUACAUCAUGAGGACCCAGAAGCUGAGGCUCGACGAGGCCUUCGAGCUCAUAAAGCAGCGUCGCACCGUCGUCUCACCAAACUUCAGCUUCAUGGGCCAGCUGCUGCAGUUCGAGUCCGAGGUCCUGUCCAACGCCCCGGCCCUCGCCGCCACCAUCGAGCCGGCGACUCCGUGCGUCGCGGAGUCUGCCUCGUUUUUUGCCAAUGACUUUUCCGCCGCUUUCAGCACCAAAAACUUCGAGCCGCCCAUGUUCACCCUCCCUACCUCUUGCCUGCAGUCCCCAGUCCACCAACCGUUGAAACUGAGCCCAAUAACUGCACUGCCUUAAAAAAAAAAAA
This is a messenger RNA of Fundulus heteroclitus (mummichog), 1236 nucleotides long. RefSeq names its product dual specificity phosphatase 5 (gene dusp5). The transcript has 4 exons. Gene Ontology annotation, molecular function: MAP kinase tyrosine/serine/threonine phosphatase activity; protein tyrosine/threonine phosphatase activity. Gene Ontology annotation, biological process: endoderm formation; protein dephosphorylation; negative regulation of MAPK cascade. Gene Ontology annotation, cellular component: cytoplasm; nucleus. Bases 96 to 1226 code for a protein of 376 amino acids. The record is from RefSeq and is a predicted model, not a curated record. NCBI's taxonomy places the organism in Eukaryota, Metazoa, Chordata, Actinopteri, Cyprinodontiformes, Fundulidae.